Messenger RNA from Anopheles merus, 750 nucleotides. It is a transcript of the gene RpL24, whose product is annotated as 60S ribosomal protein L24. The transcript is spliced from 4 exons. Gene Ontology annotation, biological process: cytoplasmic translation. Gene Ontology annotation, molecular function: structural constituent of ribosome; mRNA binding. Bases 112 to 576 code for a protein of 154 amino acids. The record is from RefSeq and is a predicted model, not a curated record. Gene Ontology annotation, cellular component: cytosolic large ribosomal subunit. NCBI's taxonomy places the organism in Eukaryota, Metazoa, Arthropoda, Insecta, Diptera, Culicidae.
UGCUAUGUUGGCAGCAUUUUGACAGCACUGUCAAGCGCAAGUUCUUUUCUGCACACGUUUUCCAAGGGAAACAAGCAGCUUGUGAAACUGAGUUAGUUUUCGGCUUUUAAAAUGAAGAUCGGACUGUGUGCAUUCAGCGGGUUCAAAAUCUACCCGGCCAGCGGCAAGACCCUUGUCAAAGCCGAUGGAAAGACGUUCACUUUCCUGAACAAAAAAUGUGAGCGUUCGUUCCUGAUGAAGCGCAACCCGCGCAAGGUGAAAUGGACGGUGCUGUACCGCCGCAAGCACAAGAAGGGUAUUGUGGAGGAAGCCGCCAAGAAGCGUACACGCCGCACGCAGAAAUUCCAGCGUGCCAUCGUCGGAGCAUCGCUCUCGGACAUCAUGGCUAAGCGCAACAUGAAGCCCGAAGUCCGCAAGGCCCAGCGCGAGCAGGCAAUCAAGGCUGCCAAGGAAGCCAAGAAGGCUAAGCAGACCGACAAGAAGCCGAAAGCUGCCCAGCCCAACCCGAAGCAGCAGAAAACGAAGGCCGCCAAGGUCGCCCAGAAGGCUGCACCGCGCGUAGGAGGCAAGCGAUAAGAAGCUUGAAUCACUUUUACAUUCAUACUUGUUUCUUACCACAAGCCGCCAAUGUGUUUGGUGUUUUCGUGUCGGUUAUAAGCUGGUACCAUCUGGGCUUUGUCAGGCCGAAAAUGUAAUAUUGGAGAGUAUAAAAUAAGAAAACAACCACACUACCAGUGGAUGUAAAAUUUU